AUGGAAGAGAAAGGGGAAUACAUUGGAAGGCUUGGGACAGGUUGUGCGUCCCGAAAGGUGGUAUGGGUUUUGAAGAGCUUAGGGCUUUUAAUCUUGCUGGGAAAACAGGCAUGGCGUUUUCUAACAGACCCAGGAACACUCGCAGCAAAAAUUUAUAAAGCAAUGUAUUAUACCAAUUUUACUGAUGCUACUAUUGGUAAUUGCCCAAGUUAUUGUUGGAGAAGUAUAAUGGCAGUGCAUGCAAUGGUGGUCUCGGGGGUCCGGAGGAGAAUUGGGAAUGGACAGACAACUUUAAUAUGGGGACAUCCGUGGCUGCGAGAUAAUCCUAGCACAUUGAUCCAAAUAGAAAUGCCAGAGCAGUUGAGAGAGGCACGGGUUGCAGGAUUGAUUGAUUUACAGACACAUACAUGGGAUCCACAUAUUUUAUCUGACCUGUUUAUUACUGAGGAUGUGGAACGAAUAAAUAUGAUCCCUAUUAGUCCUGAUUACGAGGACUCAUGGUAUUGGAUGGGUGACCCAAAGGGGACAUAUACUGUGAAGAAUGCCUAUAGGCGUAUUGUGGGCGACUAUGAGAAUAACCCCGUGAUGUUUGAUAAAUGGAUUUCAAUGUGGAAAUUAAAAGUCCCUCCCAAGUGGAAGACUUUCUUGUGGAGAUCCAUAUGUGAUAUUUUGCCAACAACCACUAACUUGAUUAUUAAAAGGGUGGAGGUGGACCCAAUAUGCCCAAUGUGUGGUUUAGAUCAUGAAGAUGUGUUACAUGUUUUAGUGCUCUGUGAAUAUUAUACACUUGUUUGGAAUGUAACACAAUUGCCUAUCACUAAUAUUAUUGCAGACUUUUUUACAUCAUGGCUAAAAGGGGCUUUGGCGGUCUUGACGGAGGAGCAAACCCGAUUCAUGGUAGCGGUGUUAUACUAUAUUUGGAGAACCCGAAACUCAGCUGUUUGGAAGGGAUCUAUGACGCGGCCUACCCAAGUUGGCAGGGCAGCAGCCACAGCACUUCAGGCAUACGGUGCUGCCCAGGAUUACCGCACCCAACCGGAUGCGGCGUCGGCGACAUCAACCGAACCGGGAGGUGGCGGCCUGCGGUGUUACGUGGAUGCGGGCUUCCGUCACGGCACGGGCGAGGCUAUGUACGGAAUAUUACUAGUAGCGCCAGAUGGCUCUUUUGUGGCAGCAAAAAAUGGCAAGUUGCCGGUUUGCUUCUCACCACUUAUGGCGGAGGCGCAGGCGUACAAGGAAACACUGUCUUGGCUACUUGAACGGAACAACACAUCAGUAAGUUUACUCACGGAUUGCAUGGAGUUGACUACAAUUAUCCAGCACCAUCACACGCCGAUUCGUUCAUACGUUGGGGUCACGGUUGACCAAUGGAGAACACUUAUGUCUUUAUUUGAUCCCGGACCGAAUGCGGAGAACCGAAUCCGCAAGCUCACCCCGUUGCCUUUCCGCAGCGACCGAGAAGCAACCUGGCAACCAUCUCUGUCCAUGGAAACCGGUGAACAACAAGCUACCAGUCCGUCACCCAUGAACCAGUCGCCGUCCGUCGCCGGUGAAGUUAACAGCAUCACGGAGAUAGAGAGUAACAGCCCAUCGCCUGAUGAAGAAGAACAAGCAGCGAUGUUGCCCUAUGCCCACCGCCGCUGA
Messenger RNA from Ipomoea nil (Japanese morning glory), 1644 nucleotides. RefSeq lists its product as uncharacterized. The transcript has 2 exons. NCBI's taxonomy places the organism in Eukaryota, Viridiplantae, Streptophyta, Magnoliopsida, Solanales, Convolvulaceae. The record is from RefSeq and is a predicted model, not a curated record. Gene Ontology annotation, molecular function: nucleic acid binding; RNA-DNA hybrid ribonuclease activity. Bases 1 to 1644 code for a protein of 547 amino acids.